Molecule: messenger RNA, 2477 nt
Organism: Pelagomonas calceolata
Lineage: Eukaryota; Pelagophyceae; Pelagomonadales; Pelagomonadaceae
Source: the annotation of a GenBank genome assembly
GCUGGCCAGGCUCCGCUUUGCUCCCGGCGCUGGCAAUCAACGCCCGCGUGAAGCACAAAUAGUUUAGGGUCGCCGAGGCAUCCGAAAGGCUGCCAACGCCGCCCUCGACGCGAAGUCGCACCGUGCCAACAUACCUGCAGCCCAUUGGGGCAGCCUAAACCAUGGGCGCCGGCGCGAGCGCCGUCCUCCCGGCGGAGUGCACGAAGGACGACGCUCGAGCCUUUGCGGGCGAACGGUGGAACGAGACCAUGGAUCAGAAGUUCGACGCGAUCUGCAGGGACGGUAAAAUAUCAAAGGAGACCGUAUUACAACACGAGCACUCCUUCGGACUUGCCAUAAGAGACUGGCGGCGCAUCAGUGAACAUGCCCACCAACUGACCGAGGCGGCGGUCAAGGAAGCUCCACCGGUCUUAGAAGUCGAUGUCGAACAAAUAACAGGUAAUAAAGCCGCGACGCGACUCCAGGGCGCGUCUCGCAAAACAGCCGCCUACAACGAGAGCAAGAUCAAGGUCGCGAAGAGGAUUAAUUGCUCCUUGGAACAUGCGGCCGAGCGGAAACAGAACAAGCUCGACGCGUUCAUGAGCAAACUAACGGAGAAAAUGGACACCCUUGAGGAAGAAAAACAGUCCAAGGAUCAGCUCCUAGAUACGAUCGACAAGAUGCGCAAGGCCGGCUGGCCCCGGAACUUACCUAAGGAUGAUCACCCGGGGAUGGACCUACCAGACCCAUUGACCAAAGAUGCGAUGUGCGACUUGCUGGAGCGCUUGAAUGAACAAGCCCGGAAGGAGACCAAAAAAAAGAAGGCUCGCAACGGCAUCAAGGACAUACUGCACGCGAAGUACGCCUUGCAGAUCGCUACGGGAUAUAUGGACGUCGUUCGUAAGCUCCCGUCAGUGGUCCAUGUGAACACGCAGCAGUCGGGCAAAAUUACGGUGGUCGGGGAUUUACAUGGCCAGUUGCGAGAUCUCAUACAUAUCUUUAGACAUAACGGCAUGCCCUCGUUUGAUAAUCCCUACUUGUUUAACGGUGAUUUAGUAGAUCGCGGCGACUACUCCGUCGAAAUAGUACUCUUGUUGUUUGGCUUCGCCGUGGCGGAUCCCGGAAGUAUAUAUAUCAACCGGGGCAACCACGAGGACAUGACGGUGUGCACGGGGUAUGGUUUUGUGGACGAGUUGGUCAAUAAAUUCUCGCAGAAUACGGCCGGUAGGCAUUUGCUGGCUAUUAUCGAUACUAUAUUCUCCUUGCUACCUUUGGUGCACGUCAUUGACGAGAACAUAGCCGUGGUCCAUGGGGGCAUCUCGGACAAGUUCGACCUCGACUCCCUGAAACAGAUAAACAGGCGGUUGUACCGCACCUUGACGGGCCUACCGCAAGCCAUCACGCACGACGAGAAAGGUUGUGAUGAGGAGGGCCACACCCACAAAGACUGGGCUGUUUUGAUGGACUGCCUCUGGAGCGACCCGGCCAAAGCCUCGGAGCGGUUUCCCGGUGACCUGAGGUGCAAGUCGAACGACGAGCGGGGCGGCGGCGUUUUAUGGAGCGAGCAGUUCACGAAGGAGUGGCUCUCACAGCACAAAUUGGGCUGUCUCAUACGAAGCCACGAGUGCCAGGACGAGGGGUACAAGACGCACCAUGAAGGUCGAGUAUUAACACUGUUUUCUGCCUCAAAUUAUUACGGGGAAGACGAGGAGAACGACGGGGCUAUCUUAGUGUUAAGUCCUUUGCAAGAUCCUCCGGGCAAGCUGUUGACUUAUAGUACGUGUUACGCGAAGGGUGGCUAUGAGAAAUUACGUACAGCUGAAUUGGCCGGCAAGAUGGAAUCUGCAGCAUUAGCAAGAGUAGAAGUUUGUUUACUCGAUCAUAGACGAGAAUUAGUAGCAGCUCUGAAAGCGAAAGACGUCAACGGCACGGGGCAGCUCAAGAAAGUCGAGUGGGCUUCUAUAAUGAAUGAUAUACUACCGGUGAAGUUGCCGUGGCUCCACCUCGCGGAGAAAUUUGUGCUGGUGACGAAGAAAGGCGACGUGAUAACGUACCUACCCCUCACGGAGAAGCUCGAGGCCAUGUUCGGCAAUAGUGAUGAAUCUAAGGGCAGGGAGAAUUUGUUCCGGAACCGCGACGCUUUGGUCAAAUUAUUCAGAUUGUUGGAUGCGGAUCAAAGCGGUUCACUAGAUAGAGCCGAGUUCGCGAAGGGCUGCGAGAUGAUCAAUGCGCUGGCGGACGACGGCGAGAAACUAUUUGAAAUGUCUGACAUCGACGGGUUCAUGGACGCGCUGGACGUGAACGGGGACGGCGCGAUUAGUUUCGCGGAGUUUUCCGAUGGAUUGCUGAACCACGGCUCCAUGGCGGCGCAUUCAGGCGCGGAGAUCGGCGUGCACUCGCCGGCGAAGCCGGUCGGGGAGCCUGCAGCAGAACCGGAGGCUGCGGCGGCGCCAGAAGGCGGCGGGGGCGAGGAGACUGGGUAACUAGUCUUGAAGAAA